Molecule: messenger RNA, 2626 nt
Organism: Rotaria sordida
Lineage: Eukaryota; Metazoa; Rotifera; Eurotatoria; Philodinida; Philodinidae
Source: the annotation of a GenBank genome assembly
CAGCUCUUUCGAGCUGAACUGGAACUGUCGCAUACCUAUUCAGAAAUAUUCUGUUAUUAUGAUCAACGGACAAAUUGAAAAGUAUUUCAAAUAAAACUAUUCAUUAAUACUGACUAAUUCGAACAAUAAUCACAUAUCAUCGAAAAUUACAAUACAUCCUCGAUACACAAUGAAAAUAUCUUUUAUUUAUCUAUCUUAUAUUCGUAUAUAAAAUGAAAUGUUUAAUUCUUAUUAUAGAAUCAAUAUUUAGAGAUAUGAUAAUUUCUUAUUUAAAUCAUUUCUAAUAUCAAAUGGCAAUUUAUCGUUUUAUGUUAUAAAGAAACAUUUAAAAUAGAAAAACUCUGCGUUUUGUAUCAGAACUUUUUUUUAAAAUUUUAAUCUAUCUAUGCUAGAUAGUCGAAUAUAAUGAAUGAUUGAUGAGGAAACGAUAUAAAGAUUAUUGAAUAAAGAUAAUUAUUGAAUAAGUAACCUUCAUCGACAGUUAAUUCACUUGAUCCUAAACUGACACAAUAGCAAUGCACACUUAGUUGUUGAUAGACCCAAACGGAGAUCUCUUAUACUUGACUGAGUGUGACAAAAUAUCUUUGUAGUUGACUAUCUUAUCUAUAGUUGGAAUGAUUGAUCCAGAAAGAGAAUGAUUCACUGUAAUAUGUUAUCUCCUUAUUUUGAUGAUUAUUAAUCUAGAUCACUUUCAUCUUCAAGGAAAAGUCAAUGAUUGAAAAGAAUUUCUUAAUUUAAUUCGACUUUUAGAUUAUCAGAUUUGAAAUUAAAUCAAAUGUUGAUAUAUUAAUAUAUCUUUCACACUGUUCCCUUUAUUAUCGAUGAAGAUCUUUUAUCUCAGAAAUUUUUGACGUUAGUGUUCAUUUAAGAAUAAUUUACAGCAAGACCAACAAUAACUAAUAUUAGACAUACUGACACUCAUUGGAAAAUAUUUCGUUGCACUUUCAUCCAUUCCGAUCAUUUGACGACGUACUUCACUCACAUUGUGCAAAAAACAUUUCUUUUUCAUAACGGUAAUUUCCACUGAGUGUCUUGACAACACUGAUGAAUAUCAAUUGUAGAUGCAUUAAAUGACUUUAUAUUAUCUUUGUCUUCAUCAAUAAGAUAAAUCAUGAUUAACAAUUACUUUUCCAUCAAAAAGUGGAUCACAACAGAAACCAUGCUCUUGUUGUAAAAUUUGUAUGCGCUGAAACUCCCAUCUCCCUUUCAAUGUAUAUUUGACACAACCAUGAAAUCUUCGAGAAUAUCUAUUUAAUAACUGAUGAAUAGAAGAAUAUCCUUAAUUUAAAACAUAAGUUUUACUUCAACGAUCCCAUUAAUGAUAUUCAUCUAUUUUACGUACUUUGUGAUACAUGAUGCUUAACAGAUAUUCACUAUCCAGCAGUACUCAGGAUGUACUUAAAUGCAGCAUCGUAAUAGCUUCAAUGUUACCUAUUAUAUGGGCUCAUAUCUCGAAAAUCUAUUUUGUCGCCUGGGUGUCCCUGUAGCCUCCUCUCUCUGCUUCUAGAAAGUUCGUUUCUUUGUCAUCGAAACAGGAAAACUUUGGCUGCGCCCCCCUCCUUGCUCUGGCAUUUGACUUACGCCCGUAGAGUUGAAUUAAAAGUAAAGUAUUCGUUUAAUUUUCUCAUAAUUGACCUUUGAUGAAAUUUUUUAUAGAUGAACGAAUAUUUCUAAAAGACACUCAUUUUAAAAAGAUCUUCUUUAGACAAUUACAAGAAAAACGUUCUACAAUUAAUUAAUCAUUCAGAAUAAUUUUAAAAAAUAAGUUUUUUUUUUUUAAAUUUAAUUGAAUGAAACACGUGUCAAACAGAACUAUUAUUUUUAAAGUAAAACUUGAAAACUAAUUUGUUUCUUAAGAUCUUUUAAUGAUAAAAUAAUAAAUUAUUUAAUAUAUGAUUGUACUUUAUAUUAAUACUACUUUAAGAGAUUAUUUUUAAAAAUAUUUCGAAGUUGAAAUCUUUUAAACAAGUAUGAGCUAUAAGAUCUUUACCUUUCGAAAACAAAAGAAAUUUCUUUUUUUCUAUUGAUUAUUCGUGGAUAAAAUAUUUAUCAUUAAGUUGAAUAACAGAUGUUAUUUAUUAAUAAAAAAAAAACAAAGAUUUUUGUUUUAUUUUAGGAUACAUAAAAUGAAUUAAAAUUUCAACGAAUAACAUUAGAUAAUAUUAUUAAAUUAAGUGAACAAGUUAAACAAGGUUAUUCACGUGAAGAAUUACUUCGUAAAUUAAAUUCUUUAGAAGAAUCAAUACAUGAUCGUAAUCGACAAUUAAAUCGUGCUAAUGAACCACGACGAGAAUUUGAUAGAAUUAUCAGUAAACUUAGUCAAUGGAUUAAAACUACUGAGCAACAAAUUAAAGAUCCAUUAACUAAUCAUCUUCAACAAACUACUAAUAGUCUCAAAGAAAAAUAUAAAAGUAUACAAGCAUUACUUCAAUCAACAAAAGAUCGUACGAAUCUAUUUGAUGAUUUAAGACAAAAAUAUAAUCGUUUAUUAGAUAAUCUUACACAACGUCUUACAUUACUUGAUGAAGCAAAUCUUAUCAUUGAAGGUAAACGAGAUGAAUUUAAUAAACAAAAUGAAUAUGUUCAAAAUCUUUAUCAACAAUUAGAAAAUGAUUUUACAAAAUAA